CAUUUUACAAAUAAGGCAACUGAGAACAAAUAAAGGCCAAGUGAUUUGUCCAGGGUCACAGAGUUUAAUAACUGUCUCAGUCUGGAUUUGAAUUCAGCUCUUUCUGACUCUAGGUCCAACCCUCUAUCCACUACACCAGCUAGCUGCCUCAUCAGACAAGUGUAAAUAUCCAGAAAGUAUAUGGAAAGAUGAACUCAAGUAGGAAGACAGGUCUGAAAAUAUGGAAGUUCAUUACUGAUAUGCAAAUACACAAACACAAAUCAUCUGUGAUUUCAUCAGCAUGGGGAACUCCCACAUGUCAUAAUCCCUCCUCCAAGUAGCAAAGUUUUAGAGAGUUGCUGGAGACACAGAAGUUAAGUAACUUACCUAGGAUUUCGCCCAUCAGUAUGUGCCAAGGACUGAAUUUGUUAUAAAGCAAAUAUAAGAAAUUAUGGAUACUAGUGAUGAAAUUGCCAUUGUGGGAAUAGGAUGCAAUUUCCCAGGAGGAGAAGGAAUUGACCGUUUCUGGCAAGUGCUCGUGGAAGGCCGAAACUGUACAGUAGAAAUACCACAUGAAAGGUUUAAUGUUGAAGAAUGGUAUGACCCUGAAGAGAACAAACCUGGUAAAAGCUUAACAAGAUGGGCUGCUCUUGUUGAAGGGUUUAAUGAAUUUGACAACAAAGUAUUUGGAAUUAACAACUUGGAAGCUGAGCGUCUGGACCCCCAGCAAAAAGUACUCUUAGAAUGUGCUUACAGAGCUCUGGAGAGUGCUGGCAUUCCUAGUGAAGAAGUGGCUGGUAGCAGAAUUGGGGUUUUCAUUGGUCUCAUGAAUCGAGACUUUGAGUGUAUGACCUCCAAAAUGCCAAAAGCUGUGAACCAGUAUAAUGUCACUGGAUCUGCAAUGAGCCUAGCUGCAAACAGGAUUUCAUAUGUAUUUAAUCUAACUGGGCCAUCGCUUGCACUAGAUACAGCAUGCUCCUCAUCUCUUGUUGCAUUACAUUAUGCAUUCCUCUCAAUUAAACAAGGAGACUGUGAAGCAGCUCUGUGUGGUGGAGUGAGUUACAUUUUAGAUCCCCAUGUUAAUGUAAUGCUAAGUAAAGCGAAAAUGAUAUCUCCAGAUGGGAUGAGUAAACCCUUUUCUAUGAGAGCUGAUGGUUAUGGAAGAGGUGAAGGCUGUGGAAUUGUCUUACUGAAGCCAUUAAAGAAGGCACUGGAAGACUACAAUAAAAUCUGGGGUGUUAUCAGCAUGAGUGCAGUGAAUCAGGAUGGACAAUCAGUAACUCCCAUCACCAAACCCUCUCAAAAACAACAGGAGAAACUCCUAGAGAGCAUUUAUUCAACUCACAUCAACCCAUCAGUGGUGCAGUAUGUUGAAGUUCACGGCACGGGAACACCUGCUGGAGACCAUGCUGAAGCAAAGAGCAUAGGCAACAUUGUUGGCAGGAGAAGAUCUAGAAAUGCCCCUCCUCUGAAGAUUGGUUCAGUGAAAGGCAAUAUUGGUCACACCGAGUCAGCCGCUGGAAUCGCUGGCCUAAUUAAAGUGCUUCUGAUGAUGCACCAUGAAAAGAUCGUCCCAUCACUCCACUAUUCCGAGAGUGUGAGUAGCAUAAAUACGGAAAAGUUAAAUCUCUUCAUUCCAACUGAAGUAGAAAAAUGGGAAGAGUCCAGAGAAUUUGGCAGAGUAGCUGGUAUAAGUAGUUUUGGAUUUGGAGGGACCAAUGUUCAUAUUGUUGUCAGACAGUUUAAGCAGCAACCUCAGGCUAUACCUCUUAAAAGGCCCUAUGAAUUAUUUCUACUUUCUGCAGCUUCUAAUAACUCCCUCAAGCUCGCAAUUGAAGACACUGCUCAACAACUAAGUCAAAGAAAAAAAGAAUCAUUGCAGGAUCUGGCCUAUACUUCAGUGUGUAGAAGGAGCCAUGCCAACUACAUGUAUAGAAAAGCAUUUGUGACAACCUCCCUAGGAAAUCUGAAGCAAAAGCUUAAUUCAGCAGCUAAUGAAAAAAUAUCUUGUACAAAGGGUCCUCCUGAAUUGGUAUUUGUGUUCUGUGGUAAUGGGGCCCAUUACAAGGGCAUGGGCAAAAUCUUGCUCAGUUCUGAACCAGUAUUCAAAGAAAAGUGCCAAGAAAUUGCUAAUCUGUUUCUCAAAUAUGAACCCAUCAGGUUCCUGGAAUUAAUAGAAAAAGAAUUUGAUGAUUUUUCAAGGCCUAAAGUAACCCAGCCACUCCUUUUCAUAAUUCAGGUGGCUUUAGCAUCCCUUCUGAAAUUCUGGGGCAUUAAGCCUGCUACUGUCAUAGGUUCUUCAAUUGGGGAAGUCGCUGCUGCCCACUGUGCUGGAUUUCUUUCCCUUGUAGAUGCUGUGAAGGUUAUUCAUUACAGGAGCAUGUUUCAGUCAAAGGUAGUUGGAGGGAAAAUGUUGGUAGUUGGAAACAUCCCUAUAGAGGAGAUUUCAAAAGCCCUGAUCCCUCAUUCUAGAAAGGUGUGCAUUGCAUCCUUCAACAGUCCCAACUGCUGUACUUUGUCUGGAGAUGCAGAUUCUGUGAAUGCCAUUCAUGAGGAACUAGCUGAGCAAUUUGAGAAAAGAAACAUAUUCCUAUAUAUCUUACCUGUUCCAGCUGCUUAUCACAGUUAUAUGAUGGAUCCAAUAGUCAAAGACAUUAAGGAAAAUAUAGGAGAUCUGGCAAAGCAAAAGCCAGAAGCAGAAAUGAUUUCAACUGUGACCGGAAGAGUAAGUUCUAAAAGAGAUUUUACUACAGGCAUAUAUUGGGCCAGAAAUGUUCGAGAGCCAGUUGCUUUCACAGAAGCCAUUACAACUUCAUCUCAAGGAAGGAAAAACCUAGUAUUCAUUGAAAUAGCUCCUAAACCAUAUUUCAGAAGAAUGAUAAGGGAAAUUUUAGGAGAACAAACAUUUGUCUUUCCUUCCCUACAAAAAGAGAAAAAUUAUGAGACCCUUUUUGCUCUGGUUGAAAACCUAUUUGAAUUGGGAUAUAAUCUCAAUUGGCCACACUUCUAUGAUGGGUUGAAAGCAAUUCCAACAGACUAUCCCAAAUAUCAUUUUGAUCAUCAGAAUCUCAAAGAUUACUUUCAAAAUCUUCAGAAGCAACACAGCAUGACCAGUAUCAAUCAUCCUCUCAUCAGCAAUGGGGAUAAUGGUUUAGAAUUCAUUUGUACAAUAUCCCAGGAUACCACACCCUAUGUUUAUGAGCACAAAAAUAAUGGUGUGCCUUUGGUUCCUAGUGCCUUGUUUGUAGAGCUUGGCUUAGCCUCAGUGAUGAAUAGUUUGAGACCCAAAAUGCCUUUAAAGGACUAUCAGAUGAGCAUCACUUUUGUAGCUCCCUGUAUGGCAAACAAAAAUUUCCUAGAUUUGAAAAUCCAAGUGGAAUUAGGGAAAAUAGCAACAGUAUUCAAAAUACUUUCUUUUUCAUCUGCAAUUUAUGCAACAGGCAAAAUUGCAAAAAUGACUGAAGCUUUGAAUGAAAGAAAACUUCUCAGCCUUGAGAGCAUCAUACAAAGGUCCAACUUAGUCAUAACCGUGAAUAAAGUUUAUGAAACCCUCUCUCUUAUCGGUUUUCAAUAUGGCUCUGUUUUAAAACAACUAAGUGAUAUUUUAUACUGUGAUAAGCUAAAGGAAGGCAUAACAACCAUCACAGUAAAUGAAAAAACUGGAAGGGAAAUACUUGACUAUUACAUCCACCCAGUGCUAUUAGACUAUUUCUUGCAAAUGACAGCUGUGAUGGCCACAAAAUGCAUAGAAUCUGAAGGAAAACCUGGAUUCCCAACUGCCCUUGGCAGCCUUGCAGUCUUCAGACCCCUAGAAGAGGAGAUGCAGAUUUAUAUAAAAAUCACUAAAUCCACUGAGAAUUAUGUAGAAGUGUGUGGAUGCUUUACAGAUAAACAUGGACAAGUUUUGGCAGAACUGAAGAACGUAGGGUUUAAGUUUGUGACUUCCAUUAAUGAUAAUGUCUUUCUGGAAAAUAAAUGGAAAGAAAUCUCUUCUAUACCAGAGGCCAUAAAUUUAGAUGAAUCGCCCCAGUUCAUAGUGUUUGCUGAUCAAUUUGGAGUAGCUCAACUCCUAAAACAGUACUUGCAUAACAAUUCCAAGUAUGUCACAUUGGAGGAAUGGGAAACAAUUCAAAAUUCUGAAAGGGCAGGUGACAUGAUAAAAAAAGAGAUCAGAGGUUUCCAUGAUGUGCUAUUCAUGUGGGGGAUUCAAGAAUUAAGUGAGGAAACAUCAGCAUUACUAAUCAUGCAACAUUUAGCUAAGUGUUGUGAGGCAUUUCGUCAAGUUAUCUUGGCACUGAGAGAAGAAAACGAUCAUUGUUCUGUGACAGUUAUCACUUAUAGAACAACAUCAACAAAUGUGAAUCACAUUAAUCCUGGAUAUGCUCUGCCUGGCAUGGUAAGAAGCUGUUUUGCGGAAGUUCCAGAGAUCACAUUUAGGAUGAUAGAUAUCAGUUUUAUGAAUAAAGAGGAAAUAGCAAGUUUAGCACAAGCUAUCAUUAACUAUAAAGGGGAAGAUUUUCCUGAACUCUGGAUUAAUCAAGGAAGAAUUUACACUGCUGAAGUCAAAUGGACAUCUUUUCAAAACUUUUAUGAUGCUCCAUCUCCAAAGCAUCUUGAGAACUCGGAAAUGUUUACUUUAUACACAGCAAAUCCAUAUAAGACAACAGAUCUAUCUGCCCAGUUAUUAGACCAUAAAGUCACCUACCUUGAAAACCAUGCUGUUGAAGUUCAGGUAGAAAAAAUUUGCAUGCAUUCAGAAGACUAUUUUCCUGUCAGUACCUCUAGUUUGACCUUUGGUCAGACUCUGUACUGGACUGAGCACACGAUGGAAAAACAUCAAUUGCUAGCACUGGACUUCAGUGGCACAGUAACCAAUACAGGCAAAGGAGUGAAAGAAGUAAAGGUUGGUGAUCAUAUUGCCACAUGCUUUCCAAUUGAUGCAUCAUCAAAAAUCUUAAUUCCUGACACUGUCUGUCUUGACACCACAAAGCUCACAGUUCUUAGAAGUGCACCUUGUGUGUCAUACUUCAUAAUAGCUUGGAAGAUUCUUAUUCAGAUAUUAUUUCCAAGAGCACAGCCACUUGCUUCCCUUGCUAUCAUUUCCAUGGAAUCUGAAUCUAUUCUAAGCAAAGUGCUAACGUUGGUUUUCAAAAGAAAUGACUGGAGAGUCAGUCAAGUCUUGCUCUCUUCUGAUCUAUGGAAUAAUGUGCAACAUUGUCAAGUUCUCAUUUUUCUGCCUCCAUUAACAAGCUUCUGCGUAGAAAUGCUCUCUGAUCUUUCCCACCUCAGAGAUGUGGUGUUUGUUUAUGGGGGUCACCAGCCUGAGUUUCUACAGCAGCUCUUUCAUAAUGGACGAGAUUAUAUUGAGGUUCACACAGUAAGCCUGAGCCAGGUUUUUCAGAAAUCAGCUCUAUUAAAUUCCUACAUGGCUGUCUUCAAAUGGUUAUGUUCAAUGAAUUUGAAAGAGAGUACAAACUUCAGUUAUUCUGUUUUUCAACAAAAUAGGUCUUGGGCAUGCACAGAGCCAACUCCUGACUCCUACUUCACAUGCAAAGCCAUCCCACUUCUUGUGUUGAGAGGACGUUUACCAGAAAGUGAAGUUUCUGCUAUACCUAAACAUAUAGCAGGAAAUAAAUUGUUUAGGUCAAAUGCCUUAUAUAUUGUGUCAGGGGGACUCUCUGGUCUUGGUUUUGAAACAGUCAGAUUUAUUGCCCAACAUGGAGGUGGCCAUGUGGUGAUUCUUUCAAGAAGAACUCCAAACACUGAGCAAAGAAAAGAAAUACAAUCUUUAGAAAGUCAAAAUGAAAACUGUAAGAUCAUCAGCUUACAAUGUGAUGUGAGCGCCAUCUCUGAGGUGGAAAAGGUGUUCAGUUACAUUAGCAAUAUCUUUCCAAAGGGCACAGUCAAAGGGGUAUUCCACAGUGCUGUUGUGUUGGAUGAUGCGCAGCUUGAAGCUCUGAACAUCUCUCGUUUUGAGAAAGUACUAAGUCCCAAAGUGGCAGGAGCAAUAAAUCUUCAUUGUAUUACUAAAGGGCAGGAGCUGGAUUAUUUUGUCUGUUAUUCAUCUAUUACUUCAUUCCUUGGGAAUGCAACUCAAACUAAUUAUGCUGCUGCCAACUCCUUUCUUGAUAUCUUCUGCCAUUAUCGGAGGAACUGUGGUCUUGCUGGUCAAUCCAUUAACUGGGGAGCUUUGAAUGUUGGACUGCUGCUAAAUAAGCAGAAGAUUCAUAAGUUUUUGGCAAGCAGAGGAAUACUUACUCUUCAGAAAUCAGAAAUUGAUAAGUUCCUUAGUAAAUGCUUGCUUCUGAAUAAUCCUCAACAAGCAAUUGUUAGAUUUGAUUUCAAGACUUUACAGGACUGCUAUUUUUCUCAGGUUCCACCUCUCAAAAUUCGUUUUUCAACAAUUUUGCAAGAAGAAACCAAGCAGUUGUAUGAGUCUAACAUAGUUGCUCUUGAGAAUUCAUCUCAGUCAGAGAAUGAAGAGUACAUUACCUCCCUAGCAAAAGAAAUCAGCAAUACCAGUCUCAAAGACAUUUCAAUGGAUACAACUCUCGUGUCACUUGGCAUAGACUCUAUGGCAGCUAUGACCCUGAAAAAUAAGCUCUUCCAUGACAAAAGGGUAAAUGUUCCUCUUAUCAAACUACUUGACCCUAAUGCAACUCUGCUGACUAUAAAAUUGCUUUUGCGGAAACUAAGCAAAUGAAAUAGUUACCAAUGGAGACAAUAUCAGAAAUAAAAUAAUCUAAUUUUAGAA
Molecule: messenger RNA, 6733 nt
Organism: Monodelphis domestica (gray short-tailed opossum)
Lineage: Eukaryota; Metazoa; Chordata; Mammalia; Didelphimorphia; Didelphidae
Source: RefSeq, a predicted model, not a curated record